Messenger RNA from Thalassophryne amazonica, 792 nucleotides. RefSeq names its product translocase of outer mitochondrial membrane 20b (gene tomm20b). The record is from RefSeq and is a predicted model, not a curated record. Gene Ontology annotation, biological process: protein import into mitochondrial matrix; tRNA import into mitochondrion; protein targeting. Gene Ontology annotation, molecular function: transmembrane protein transporter activity. Bases 82 to 522 code for a protein of 146 amino acids. Gene Ontology annotation, cellular component: mitochondrial outer membrane translocase complex; mitochondrial outer membrane. Lineage: Eukaryota; Metazoa; Chordata; Actinopteri; Batrachoidiformes; Batrachoididae. The transcript is spliced from 5 exons.
ACCGAGUGGCGAUUAAAAAAAAAAAAAAAAAAAUCACCUUUAAUCCGAAAACCGGCGCAGAGUUACCGGAUACCGGCAGUGAUGAUGGGCGGCAGGAACAGCGCCAUCGCCGCGGGGCUGUGCGGAGCUCUGUUCGUCGGUUACUGCAUUUACUUCGACAGGAAGCGACGGAGUGACCCGAACUUCAAGAACCGGCUCCGAGAGCGGAGGAGACGGCAGAAGGUGGCUAAGGAGAGGGCGGUUCUUGCAAAGCUUCCAGACUUAAAGGAUGCUGAAGCUGUUCAGAAGUUCUUCCUGGAGGAGAUCCAACUAGGGGAGGAGCUUCUGGCUCAGGGAGAGUAUGAGAAAGGCGUGGACCACCUGACCAACGCCAUUGCGGUGUGCGGCCAGCCACAGCAGCUCCUGCAGGUGCUACAGCAGACGCUCCCACCGCCCGUCUUCCAGAUGCUGCUCACCAAACUGCCCAGCAUCAGCCAGCGUAUCGUCAGCGCUCAGAGCCUGACUGAAGACGAUAUAGAAUGAGACGAGCAGCUGCAGUUGGCUCUGGAUCUGGAUGUCCUGGAGGAAAAUGCUUUUUAAUACCCGCUGUCUGUCACCUUAGUGUUUUCUAAUUUCUAAUUAGUUACAUUUUGGGGGGGGGGGGUCAGAGGUCAUCGUGCAGCACCUUUACUGGCAACAACAGACCUGCGCGUUUUCACUGUCACGGUUACGGUUAAACCCCACAACGAUGUUUUCAGAGACACAGUGUGAUUCCAUAAAGAGGAACAAAUAAAAACUGUUAAGUUAUCUUGA